Messenger RNA from Plenodomus lingam JN3, 465 nucleotides. RefSeq lists its product as uncharacterized. The record is from RefSeq and is a predicted model, not a curated record. NCBI's taxonomy places the organism in Eukaryota, Fungi, Ascomycota, Dothideomycetes, Pleosporales, Leptosphaeriaceae.
AUGGACCAAGACUCAAUGAAAAAAAAAAUGGUGCCAGCUCGAAAGCAUAGGCUGAUAUGGAUAAAAAAUUGGCAGCCAGCUCGGCUAGCAAGACAAGUCUUGCAAAUGUCAACUCAAGGUCAACAACAGGAAGAGUCCUGUGGAAGUAGCAACCCCAAGUGUUGCAGCAGAAACGAUCUGCACGUAAACGGUCCCAAGUACCGCAGCAGAAACGGUCUGCACGUAAACGGUCCCAAGUACCGCAGCAGAAACGGUCUGCACGUAAACGGUCCCAAGUACCGCAGCAGAAACGGUCUGCACGUAAACGGUCCCAAGUACCGCAGCAGAAACGAUCUGCACGUAAACGGUCCCAAGUACCGCAGCAGAAACGAUCUGCACGUAAACGGUCCCAAGUACCGCAGCAGAAACGAUCUGCACGUGAAUAACCCCAAGUGUUGCAGCAGAAGAAACGGUCUGCACUGGUAG